Messenger RNA from Euleptes europaea (tarantolino), 3494 nucleotides. It is a transcript of the gene CPEB2, whose product is annotated as cytoplasmic polyadenylation element binding protein 2. Gene Ontology annotation, biological process: negative regulation of cytoplasmic translation. The record is from RefSeq and is a predicted model, not a curated record. The coding region runs from base 1 to 2403 and encodes 800 amino acids. Gene Ontology annotation, molecular function: mRNA 3'-UTR binding; mRNA regulatory element binding translation repressor activity; ribosome binding. The transcript is spliced from 13 exons. Lineage: Eukaryota; Metazoa; Chordata; Lepidosauria; Squamata; Sphaerodactylidae. Gene Ontology annotation, cellular component: cytoplasm; nucleus; neuron projection.
AUGGCGCUGACGCCACUUCCCGGGUUCUUCUGCCCGCAGUUUUGUCGCCUUGAAGGCUUCACUCCCCGCGUCCGGAGCCGGGGGUGGGGGUGGGGGGAGGUGUCGUCGUCCCUCGGCCGGGCAUGUCGGCCUUCGCCCUGGGCGGGCAUCCCCGAGCGCGACCCGCUGCGGGGGUCGGGGCGACCCGCUCCUCCGGGCAUCAGAGCCGCUCCUGGGACGGGCAGCGAAGGGGGGGAGGGGGAGGCUGGGGCGGGCAGGACUGACGGGCAGAGCCACAGCGGGCCGGGGCGGCAGGGGCAGCUUCUGCGGCCGGGGAGCUGCGCCCGAUGCGGCACCCGCGUCUGCCCGGCUGAGCCCGGCGUCUCCUGGGCGGCACCUGUGUCGUCGUCGCCCCCGUUGCCGGACCCCCCACCCCACCCCACCCCACCCCCGAUGGAGUCUCCCCCCAACGGCGGCGGCGGCGGCGGCCACUUGCUCCUGCCCGGCGGGCUGGGCUCGGGCUUCAGCAGCCUCCAGAGCCCGGAGCUCUCCAGCCACCCCCACCCCCAGGGCGGAGGGUCGUCCUCCUCGGCCGCCUCUCCGCCGCUGCCCGGCUUCGGCACGCCGUGGUCGGUGCAGACGGCGUCCCCGCCGCCGCCGCCUCCGCCGCCGCCGCCCGGACAGCAGCCCCAGCCGCCGCCGCCUCAGCCCUCGGCCGCCGCAGCCAUGGCCCCGCCGCCCAGCCCGGAGUCGUCGGAGAGCGGAGGAGGAGGAGGCGGAGGAGGCGGCGGCGGCUUCUACGCGGGCGGCGGCGGCGGGGGGCUGCUGUCGUCGCUCAACCCGGCUUUCUUCCAGAGCUUCUCGCCCGGCGUCUCCCCUCACGCCGCCUUCGGCAGCCCCUUCUCGGCCGCCCCGCCGCCGCCGCCUCACAUCAGUUUACCUCAGCAGCCGCAGCAGCCGCAGAACCGGCGCUCCCCGGUCAGCCCGCAGCAGCCCCAACACCACCAACACCACCACCAGGCCGCCGCCGCCGCCUUCCUCCAGCAGAGGAACUCCUACAACCACCACCAGCCUCUUCUGAAGCCGUCACCUUGGAGUAACCAUCAGAGCAGUGGUUGGAGCACAGGAAACAUGUCCUGGGGAAGUAUGCAUGGUAGAGACCAUCGUAGAACUGGAAACGCAGGGAUUCCAGGAACUAUGAACCAAAUCUCUCCCUUAAAGAAGCCAUUUUCUGGUAACGUCAUAGCUCCACCUAAAUGUACACGUUCUACUCCAUCGUUGACACCGAAAUCAUGGAUUGAAGAUAACGUUUUCCGAACAGACAGCAACAGUAACACUCUCUUACCCUUACAGGAUCGAAACAGAAUGUAUGACAGUCUGAACAUGCACUCGUUGGAAAAUUCCCUUAUUGAUAUAAUGAGAGCUGAGCAUGAUCCUCUUAAAGGUCGUUUGAAUUAUCCACAUCCAGGGACUGACAAUCUUCUAAUGUUAAAUGCAAGGAGUUAUGGGCGAAGACGAGGUCGUUCUUCACUCUUCCCUAUAGACGAUGGCUUGCUGGAUGAUGGUCACACUGAACAAGUUGGUGUGUUGAAUUCACCUACAUGCUACUCUGCUCAUCAAAAUGGAGAACGGAUAGAACGUUUCUCUCGGAAAGUGUUUGUUGGUGGUCUUCCACCAGACAUUGAUGAAGAUGAAAUUACUGCUAGCUUCAGACGAUUUGGACCUCUGGUGGUUGACUGGCCUCACAAAGCAGAAAGCAAAUCUUAUUUCCCCCCUAAAGGUUAUGCAUUCCUCCUUUUCCAAGAGGAGAGUUCUGUCCAGGCCCUGAUCGAUGCCUGCAUCGAAGAAGACGGAAAGCUCUAUCUCUGUGUUUCUAGCCCCACUAUCAAGGAUAAGCCAGUCCAGAUCCGUCCCUGGAACUUAAGUGAUAGUGACUUUGUAAUGGAUGGUUCGCAACCUCUUGACCCUCGGAAAACUAUUUUUGUGGGUGGUGUCCCCAGGCCGUUAAGAGCUGUGGAGUUAGCCAUGAUAAUGGACCGACUCUAUGGUGGAGUUUGUUAUGCAGGAAUUGAUACGGAUCCUGAACUGAAAUAUCCAAAAGGUGCUGGGCGAGUGGCUUUCUCCAAUCAGCAGAGCUACAUUGCUGCCAUUAGCGCUCGGUUUGUUCAACUUCAGCAUGGCGAUAUUGAUAAACGAGUGGAGGUAAAGCCAUAUGUAUUGGAUGACCAGAUGUGUGAUGAAUGCCAGGGUGCAAGAUGUGGUGGAAAGUUUGCUCCCUUUUUCUGUGCCAAUGUCACUUGCCUGCAGUAUUACUGUGAGUUUUGCUGGGCGAACAUCCAUUCUCGGGCAGGACGUGAAUUCCAUAAGCCAUUGGUUAAGGAAGGGGCUGACCGCCCACGCCAGAUCCACUUCCGCUGGAACUGAGCUAGAUUCUUCAAGAUCCACCUUAAGGAAAGAAGAGUGCAUGUGGCUUACUGUGUUUGAAGAAACUGACAUGCAGAAGAAAUAAGUGCAUUUUUCUGCUUCUUACCCCAACUCGUAAUACAUGCAUCUUUUUCAGCAGCCAAAACACUACAGAGCCUCUUGUUUUUCACCAAAACCCUACAUCUCAGGCUUACUAAUUUUUGUGAUAUUUUCAUGUUAAAAUAAAAAAAGGUUUUUUUGUAUUUUUCUCCAACUUAUUUUUAUAUGUAAAAUUAAAACUAGAUAUGAGAAUGUUUUUGCGUAGGGGCACAGAGUCUGCUGCUAUAUUUAGUGGGUGAAGUGUGCACUUAUUUCUAAACAUGGGUUUUUAAACUUCAAGAUCUGCCCCAGUAAUUUACCAAAGGUAGCAAAAAAUAGUGAAGAUGGAAUAUGUCUGCUACAAAAAGCUUAUUUUUAUUGUUGUUGGUAUUUUCAGUGUAUACAUCAAUUAAAAAUAGGGUUGAUUUUUUUGCGCUCCAUUUUGACUUGCAAGAAAUAAUACCUCAAGAUAAUCUGAUUUAUUAGCUAUUUUUAAACAUUUAUAAUCACAAGCUGUAUUAGCUUUGCUGCUAUAUAGGUGUUGUGUGUAAUGCCACCUAUUAAUACGGGAUUUCAAGAUACACUGCAUUACAGAUUAAAAUGCAGGCAGCACAAUAUGGCUAAAACUGCCAUAGUUUUAGAAUGUGAAAAAUUGCAUGUUUACUUACCUGUAUACACCAUAUGCAUGCACUAGAUCUAACAAGACGCAAGUUAUUGCAAUUUUUUUAAAGGCUCUGAAAUCUAGGUAGCAUGAGCAAAUUGCAAAAUUUGUUACAAAAAAAAAGAAGACUUGCAUGCAUGAUUGUGACUCAAAGUUUUUUUUAAUGUCCUACAUGUGUACAAUAUGCAAAUUAGUUUUAGAUUAGAAAGUGCAGCCAUUUUGUGACCUGGUUGGUAGUGGAAGUCAAUUUUUGCAGACUGGAUAUAAUAUUGUAAUCCCUGUGCAAUUUUGUGAUGUGUGAUUCUAAUUAAUGUGCAGUUGUGUAGCAUAGACAUGUUUGAGUAAAAAACAA